Paramecium sonneborni is the source of this 895-nucleotide messenger RNA. The record is from the annotation of a GenBank genome assembly. Lineage: Eukaryota; Ciliophora; Oligohymenophorea; Peniculida; Parameciidae.
AUAUAACAAGUCACGCAUUUCGCCAUAAUCUCUAUGGUAUUGAUAUAAAUCUAAGUGUUCCAAGCCACUCUCUUAAAGUAAUACUGUCGGGUCCUUCCAUAAAACAUAACAAAGAAGUCUCCUACUGGUUCUGGUAGAUUAUCUAAGACGAUGGUUAGAACUCAUCUAAAUACUCAAAAAUCAAAAAAUAGAUCAGAAACCAUAGAUGUAGUCAUUAGACCUAAAGAUUCUAUACCAGAUGAAACUAAUUCAUUUAGAUAAAAGAUAAUUAAUUAGAGAGUAAUUGUAUUUAACACUUUCAAUCGCAUCAUCAGUGUUGAUCGUUCUGGUAUCAGAAUGCAUAGAGCUUAACUAUUGAGACAUUUAAGAGAAUUCUAUAGUCAAAUCAUUGUUGAAUAAAUUAACAAAGUACUUAAACUACCUGAUAAUUUAACACUUUAGAUGUAUGAAUAACUCGUUACCUCAUUAUCACAAUUGGAUAGACAAUAAUACUUAAAUUUAUGUUUUUAGAUAUAUGAUCUAUCAGCAUAAGGUGUUAUUACUAGUACAAAUUUACUAUCAAUACUAUCAGUAGAGAAAAAUACUUCAAUAAUAGAGAAUGAUAUUUUAACAAUGAUUAAGUUUAGAUAAGGUCUACUUAUGUCAUAAUUAGAUAAAAGUGAAUCAUCAAGAUUACCUAAGCUAAGAACCAUCGUAAUAAAUCACAAAAGAACUUAAAAAGGGAAACGAAUGAUGAUCUCUUAAUUCGAAGAUGAAAUAGAUCAUAUUGUAGUACAUCCAAUAAAUAGGCUAAAACUGAUUGAUAGAAAUCAGUUUAAUAAGAUUUGGAAUGAUCAGAUUCCUGGAAUAAUAUAAGACAUCUUCAAAAACUUGAAUGAUUAUUAUUAUUAAUGAG